AUGUUCGCCCUCGCGUUGUUGACGAGUACGCUGACCGCGCUCGCUAGCGCGCACAUUUACGAUCGGUGCGAACUCGCGCGCGACCUGCAAAUCCUUGGCGUUGACAGAGACCAUAUCGCUACGUGGGUGUGCAUCGCCUACCACGAAUCCCGCUUCGACACCGCGGCUCAGAACUAUGGCAGUGGAGACCACGGCCUGCUUCAGAUCAGUGAGCUGUACUGGUGCGGGCCCGGGAAGGCCUGCGGUGCCCCAUGCUCUGCGUUUCGCGAUGAAGACAUCACCGACGAUGUGAAGUGCGCGCUGCAAAUUUAUAAGGAGCACACCCGUCUCCAAGGUGACGGCUUCCUCGCCUGGGUGGUGUAUCCGCAUCACUGCAAGCAAAACGCGAAAAAAUAUAUCGUUGACUGUGACAAAAACAUUAAAAACCUUCCAGUGAAACUAAAUGAUAGGGCUCGGUACCUCAAACCCUCCGAUAUAAAAUAUGAAGCGAAGCCGCAAAUUGUCAACAAUCCGUACCGUAAUCCUUUAACUCCUAGAUACCUUGCGAUUAAUUCAAUAUUUCAAGGGAGCUAUGUCAAUGAAUUCGAAAGAAAUUAUUAUGAUAAUAAUAAACAAUCUAACUGGCUGAACUUCAAAGUGGACAACAUUGACGAUCUCACGCUUCCAGGACGUGCUGUGAGUGAUAAUCAACGGUCUCGUUUAACGGAAUUUACAACUCGGCCAACUACCACAGUUGUAGACCCUGAACUUAUAGGAAUAAAACCUCCUUCGCCAAGGAAAAUAGAAUCUAAUCAGUUCCGCCGCAGAAAAACAUUCUCAGAGCCACUAUUUCUAAAGAAUAGAAUAUCCGAUGAUCAAAAAACCAGUAAAACAACGCCAUCUCCAGUCAGAGGCAAAACUGAAAGUAGUUUAUCGUUUCAUGAAGAUUUGUCACAUAAUAUAUUUUUAAAUUUAUCGCCGUCUGCGCUUACCAAGUCUGAGAGUAAAUCUCCUUCGCAAGAAAUAAAUUCGAGUGAUUUGAGUAGAUAUCAUAUUAAAUUUCCAAAAGCGGAGGAAAGCUCUCCGAGUGCAAUAUUAACGUACGAGGAUUUAGCUCAGAAUCCUUUUUUGAAAUCAUUGCCUGGUUUUAAUUUAAAAUCUAGGUCAGACUCGCCCUGUAAAGUCACAGAUCAAAACAAUGUUAGAGGCUAUACUACAACUACAUCAAGGCCAGUGACUUCUCUGAGAUCUUCCAAACAAAUUGGCACGCUACGAAGCCCGGAAGUGGAAUCAAAUUUACCAAAAUCAAAGAUGAAUGAAAACGUAGCUAAAGUAACUAUUGAGGAUUUAUCCCAGAACCCUUUUCUGAGCCACCUUUUAGGUAUUAACAAAAUAAAACCAACAACUGAAUCGUCACUUAAUCGCGAAACAAAGUUACUAGACGUAAAUAAAAAUUAUAGACAAGACUUUAAAUUAACAACUGUGAAACCGUCCACGGAAUUGUUAUUCUCAUCGUCUCGAAAAUUAGAAACCUCCACCAAAAUACCUAGAACAGGUCAAAGAGGUAGGGAUCGUUAUAUAUCAAAUUUUGAUUCGAAGUCCACUGAAAAGCCCAGUACUGAACGUGCAACUGUAACAUAUAGUACCAGACAAUAUCAAACUAUAUCAAGACAAAGAUCUAGGAUAAAUUUAAAUGAUAUAAAAAGUACGACAGCCCUCGUCGCUAUUGUAACAAGUACAGAAAAACCUGAAGUUUCAUCUACUGUAAAACCUUACACAAAUGGUUUAUAUAAGCAAAACUUUAGAAUUGAAACAACAACCGCUAAAACGACAACUAAUACUCCUAAAACUUCAUAUUAUAAUAUAACUGAAAGUAGUAAAGUACCCCUUAGAUUAACAACAACACCAAUACCACAGACUACAAGUAGAACAGAAAUAACAAGAAUGCCAGAAACUUCCAGUACAACAAAUAAUUUAGGUAGGUCACAGACUAAUGGUAGGCAAUAUACAAUGGGUAGCACAAAUACUACAACAACAACUACAAGUAACAAUCAACAACAAUCUAAAAGUCGACCAGAGGUUACUAAUAAACCACAGACCACCACCAGCACAACGACUAAAAGAAGACUAGAUACUAACAGUACACCACAGACUACUACACCAAAAACUUCUGGUACUAAAACCACUACACAUGGGCCCCAGACUAAAAGUAGGCCAGUAACUACUAGUAAACCACAGACAACGAUACUUUCCGGAUCAUCAAGACGUUUUUGGGCAGAAACGCCCAACUUCACAUCCACCACUCUCUUACCUAGAGUCACUCGGAAUAGGCCGACAAACUUAACGUUAACUUCUUCAACUAAAUACUAUAGUACUUCACAAAAACCUGCACUUACGAGUACAACUAUAGCUGCUACUGCUAAAACCACCAUAUCUAUAUUCGACCUAUACUUAAAACCCUCCACGCAACCAACAUUCAAACCCUUUCAGUUCACUACGUCCAAUAGUAGAAGACCUUAUAAACUUAGUAUAUUUUCCGGUGGUACUACCAGCCCUCCCCCUAACUACUUCACUACUAAAAAACCAUCUACGGAAGUAGUACGAAAAACUAAUACGCAAAACAUAUAAUUAGGAUUAUCUUUAA
Molecule: messenger RNA, 2623 nt
Organism: Pararge aegeria (speckled wood butterfly)
Lineage: Eukaryota; Metazoa; Arthropoda; Insecta; Lepidoptera; Nymphalidae
Product: mucin-5AC-like
Exons: 1
Coding region: 1-2607 (868 amino acids)
Source: RefSeq, a predicted model, not a curated record